Molecule: messenger RNA, 602 nt
Organism: Aspergillus aculeatinus CBS 121060
Lineage: Eukaryota; Fungi; Ascomycota; Eurotiomycetes; Eurotiales; Aspergillaceae
Exons: 2
Coding region: 86-391 (101 amino acids)
Source: RefSeq, a predicted model, not a curated record
GUGAUGAGAUGAACCGAUCAACCGGUAGGCAUCAGUUAGAUCGGGGGGGUGAUUAGAAGAAGCCCAGAAGAGCAGAUCGGAAACGAUGAGCUUGUUUCUUGUUCUUGUUACUUUUUCCGAUCGGUUAAGGCACAAGAGAGAAAGUCAGUCCGGAAUGUCAGGGAAAAAAUCGAAGGAAGAAGAAGAAGCGAAACCGGGGAAGGGAGGCUUAGUCAGCGGUGUCCCCUUCCCUCGACUCGAGCAAGCAAAAGAAGGCUGGAAAAGCAUGAGCCUUCCGGAUGUUUCACUUGACUCGCUAGCCUCUCCUGUCAAUGACGAGGACUCUAUCAACCGAGUUAUUGAUUCAUUGAAACGACAAGCACUACAGUCGAUCACCACCAACAUGGAGUGAUUCCUUCUCUCCUCUCCCCCCCGCCCCUUUAUCUGCCAUCACUGCCACUAUUGUUCUCGCCACAACUAUUCCUCCACAGCCUGCCGCCACUGUUGCUGCGCCACUGCAAAUAGUUCGUCGUCUGUCAACAUAUCCCACGCGAUCAGUGCCAGCGACUUCCCCACAAUCACAGCCUCUUCGUGAGCCGUAUCCGUGCCCGCCGCAGCAGCAA